CCUUGUCCAUAUUGAGAAAAAGUAGCAGAGUGCAAAUGAUGUCAAAAAAUCUCCCAGUCUUUUGCGCCAUUGUCAUUUUUGGGUUAUUCACCCAAUCUUCAACUUGUACCAACACAAAGCAUGGCUACAAAACCAAAGGCAUGUUUGUGUUUGGGAGUUCAUUAGUCGACAAUGGCAACAACAAUUUCCUCAGAAACUCGUUCGCCAAGGCAGAUUUCUCCCCCUAUGGAGUGGACUUCCCUCUGGGGGCUUCUGGAAGGUUCACAAAUGGAGAAAAUGUGAUCGACAUUUUGGGGAAGAAGCUGCAGCUGCCAGGCUACAUCCCACCUUUCAAUGAUCCCUCAACAAGGGGGACCAACAUCGUGCAUGGUGUUAACUUUGCUUCUGGUGGUUCUGGGAUUCUUGAUAAUACUGGUGCUCUUGCUGGAAAUGUGACGAGUUUGAAUGAGCAAAUCAGCAAUUUUGAGAAGGUGAGUCUACCUGAAUUGGAGCAGCAGUUGGGGAGCAAUAAUAGGAAAAAACGUCUGAGUGAUUACUUGUUUGUGGUUGGAAGUGGAGGAAACGACUACUCACUGAAUUACUUUCUGGGGUUGGCUGGCGCCAAUGUCAGUCUCCAAGCAUUUACUACCAAUCUCACAGCCACUCUCUCUACCCAACUCAAGAGGUUGCACGGGCUGGGGGCGCGCAAGUUUGUGCUGAUGGCGAUCAAUCCGAAUGGCUGCAGCCCGAUGGCCACGGCCAGGGUCCCCACACAAGAAGGGUGUGUGGAGAAUUUGAAUAGAGCAUCUCUUAUGUUCAAUGCCAACUUGAAGAACUUGGUAGAUGAUAUCCGCCCUCAGAUGCCCGCUUCUAAGCUUGUUUUUGUCAAUUCUUACAACAUUUUGAGUGAUAUAAUCACUUCUCCUACAUCUCAAGGUUUCCGCGAUGCAAGCAGUUCCUGCUGCGAAGUAAGGCAGGUGAGUGAAGGCGGGACAGGCAUCUUGUGCAAGAGGGGAGGCUCGAUUUGCACCAACAGAAGCGAAUAUGUGUUUUUUGAUGGCUUGCAUCCAACAGAAGCUGUAAAUGAUAUUAUUGCAACCAAGGCUUUCUCAUCCUUACUGAGAGCUGAGGUCUACCCUUAUAAUGUCAGGAAGCUCUCACAAAUUUAAGCUUUUCCUAUUUCUGCCAUGUUCUUCAUUGUAAAACUUUGCUUUUGAUAAUGUGAUUUCCUCGUCUUGCAUGAGCCUGCCUCAUCCUUAACUAAUCAGAAGCUCGUUUGAGGUUACUUUCUGA
Salvia miltiorrhiza (redroot sage) is the source of this 1272-nucleotide messenger RNA. Its product is annotated as GDSL esterase/lipase At1g29670-like. Gene Ontology annotation, molecular function: hydrolase activity, acting on ester bonds. The transcript has 4 exons. The coding region runs from base 36 to 1148 and encodes 370 amino acids. Lineage: Eukaryota; Viridiplantae; Streptophyta; Magnoliopsida; Lamiales; Lamiaceae. The record is from RefSeq and is a predicted model, not a curated record.